Messenger RNA from Mucor velutinosus, 2754 nucleotides. RefSeq lists its product as uncharacterized. Gene Ontology annotation, cellular component: nucleus; cytoplasm. NCBI's taxonomy places the organism in Eukaryota, Fungi, Mucoromycota, Mucoromycetes, Mucorales, Mucoraceae. Bases 1 to 2754 code for a protein of 917 amino acids. The record is from RefSeq and is a predicted model, not a curated record. Gene Ontology annotation, biological process: protein import into nucleus. Gene Ontology annotation, molecular function: nuclear import signal receptor activity; small GTPase binding. The transcript is spliced from 4 exons.
AUGAGUGCUUGGCAACCUUCUGCUCAAGGUCUUUCUGACCUCUUACAGCUCUUACGUGAAGCCAUCAACCCCACCGACGGCCAAAAUGUCCAAGAGAGACUCGAAUACUUUAACAAAAUCCCUGACUACAACAACUAUUUGGUCUACAUCUUGACCCAAAUGCCACAAGAAGAUCAGUACAUCCGUUCUGUUGCAGGCUUAACCCUCAAGAAUAACAUUCGCUCUCAUUAUCCCAAUAUUUCACCUCAAGUGCUUGAGUACGUCAAGGAGUGCUGUCUUCAACACAUCGGUGACGCUGCUGUCGGCAAGCCUGUCAGUUUGGUUAUCGCCUCCAUCGUGGCUCGUGGCAAUAUUCAAAACUGGCCUCAAGUGCUUCAGGUCUUGUUGGAGAAAUUGGACGAUUCUAGCAACCCCACUAUGGUCGAAAACGCGUUUAGCACCUUCCAAAAGAUUUGUGAGGACUCUUCCCGCGACCUGGAUAGCGUUAUUGGCGGCGUAAAACCCUUGGAGUACAUGAUUCCCAAAUUCAUCGCCUUUUUCGAUCACCCUGAAGGAAAGAUUCGUUUGAAUGCCAUUACCUGUGCCUCUCAGUUCAUCACUCUUCGCUCAGAGCCUUUGAUGACUAGAAUCAAUGAAUUCUUAAUUGCUCUCUUCAAUAGAGCUCAAGACGACAAUAUCGAUGUUCGCAAGGCUGUCUGCCAAUCUCUAGUGAGUCUGUUGGAGGUGUGCCCUGAAGUUCUUUUACCUCACAUGCCUGAUUUGGUGGAUUACAUGCUCUUCUGUACUCAAUCUGAUGAUUGCGAUCUUGCUCUUGAAGCUUGUGAAUUCUGGCUCGUUUUUGCCGAGCAAGAUGAGCUGCGUGAUCACCUCCGUCCCUUCCUCCAGAAGGUGGUUCCUGUCUUACUCAAGGGUAUGGUAUACUCUGAAAUUGAUCUCAUGACGCUUGGUGGCGAUGAAGACGAUGCCCAUAUUGCCGAUGAUGAACAAGAUAUCAAGCCUCGUUUCCACAAGGCCAAUGUUGUCGAAAACGAACUCACAACCAAAGAGGAUGAAGCUGCUAACGCUGACAAGAAGAAGAGUGGUUUGCUCGACGAUGAUGAUUCGGAUGUGGAUGACGACGAGGACGAUGAUGACUAUGAUGAUUUCGAAGAUGACGAGUUUUACGGGGAGUGGAAUUUGAGAAAGUGCAGUGCUGCUACGCUUGAUGUGUUGUGUACUUCCUUUGAAACCGAAGUCAUCCACAUCUUGAUUCCUCUCUUGAAGGGCGAGUUGGAGAGCAGUGAUUGGCUUCACAGAGAAUGCGGUAUCUUGGCUCUCGGUGCUGCUGCUGAGGGUGGUAUGCAAGAGAUUGCCCCUCAUCUCCCCGAGCUCGUUCCUUACUUGCUCAACAAUUUGAAUGACCCCAAGCCUCUUGUUAGAUCCAUCACAUGUUGGACUUUGGGUAGAUAUUGUGGUUGGAUUGUUCAAAGCGCUAGACAAAGCCCUGAAGCUCGCCAACACCUUCUUGAACCUCUCACUCAGAUCCUUUUGCAACGCAUUUUAGACAACAACAAGCGUGUCCAAGAAGCUGCUUGUUCGUCUUUCUCUUUGCUCGAAGAAGAAGCUGCUAUGGAUUUGGUGCCCUAUCUUCAACCUAUCCUCACAACUCUCUGCAGUGCAUUCAGCAAAUACCAACACAGAAACUUGCUGCUUCUUUACGACACUGUGGGCACCUUGGCCGAUGUUGUAGGAGAUACUUUGAACAACCCUCAAUACAUUGAUGUGAUUAUGCCGCCCCUCAUCAGCAAAUGGCAGGAAAUCUCAGACGAUAGCACAGAUUUGUUCCCCUUGUUAGAAUGUCUUUCAUCUGUCACAACCGCUUUGGGUAAGGGAUUCAAGCCUUUUGCUGAGCCUGUCUACUCUCGCUGCGUUGUUCUCGUUUGCAAAACUUUGGAGGAAUGUCGUUUGUGCGCUAUGGACCCUACUUUAGAUGAGCCCGACAAGGACUUUAUGAUUGUUGCUUUAGAUUUACUUUCUGGUAUCGUCCAGGCUCUGAACACGGAUGCCGAACCUUUGGUCGCAAGCACUAAUCCUCCUGUCGUCCAACUCUUGUCUCUCUGUAUCCAAGACGAAGUUGCCGAAGUGCGUCAAUCCACAUAUGCUCUUCUCGGUGAUCUCGCCAUCUCUUGUUUCGAGCAUAUCCGUGCCGUGGUUCCUCAAUUCAUGCCUCUUUUACUGCAACAAAUUGAUCCUCAAGCCGAGCAUUUGUCUGUCUGCAACAAUGCCACCUGGGCUGCUGGUGAGAUUGCUCUCAAGUGGGGUGCUGAAAUUCAAGAAUACGUAGAACCCUUGUUGCAGCGCUUGUUCCCUCUCAUGGUCAACCCUCAAAUUCAACGCACUCUCUUGGAAAAUGUUGCCAUCACAAUUGGUCGUAUUGGUCUCGUCUGCCCUACCCUGGUCGCUCCCCAUCUUGAGAUGUUCAUCCAUCCUUGGUUAGCAGCUCUUACGCCCAUUCGUGAUAAUGAAGAAAAGUCCUCUGCUUUCAGUGGUUUAUGCGAAAUGAUCAAGGUCAAUCCCCAAGGCGCUGUCAAGGAGUUCCCUGCCUUCUGUACUGCUGUCGCAAACUAUCAAAAUGUCACACCUGCUUUGCACGAAGCUUUUGGUAACAUCUUGCUAGGUUAUAAGAACAUGUUUGGUGAGGUUCAAUGGCAGCAAGGUUUGACAUCAAUGCCACAAGAAGUAAGAGCUCCUUUACAAGAGCGUUAUGGCAUCUAA